GUAAUGGUGGAUUAAGGAAGAAAACUGAAAGAAGUUUUAAGAAUAUCCUGAAUUCUUCGCCAUUUCUUCAGAGUUUGUGUGUUGGGCGAGGUUUUAAGUUUUACAAAAUGGCGACGGAUGAGUUAGCUAACAAACUUAACCGCCGAAUGGUUUUGAAUGAGGGUGACGAAGAAGAACAGGCGAAAAUUCAACAAUCGUCUCAAAAAGUUUUUAAUGUCUACACAGAAUUUAAAGAGUUCAGUCGAAAACAGAUCAAGGAUUUUCAGAAAAUAUUUAAAAAAUAUGAUGUAGGAAAUGAUAAUUUUAUAGAUUUUACUGAGUUAAAAUUGAUGAUGGAGAAACUAGGAGCUCCCCAGACCCACCUAUCUUUAAAAUCAAUGAUUAAAGAAGUUGAUGAAGACCAUGAUAGUUUAAUUAGUUUUAGAGAGUUUUUGUUGAUAUUUCGAAAGGCUGGUGAUGGAGAAUUAAGUGAAGAUAGUGGUUUAUUAGAAUUAUAUAAAAACGUCACAGAAAUCGACGUUGACGUGGAGGGAGUGGGUGGAGCUAAAAAUUUCUUUCAAUCUAAGAUUGAGGCUCAGUCAGCAGAUAAAAAAUUUGAAAAUGAAAUCAAACAGGAACAGGAAGAACGAAAGGUACAGGCCGAGGAGGCGAAAGUGAGGAAACAGGCGUUUAAAGAUAAAGCUAACUUCUUUCAGAAUGUACAUUGAUUGUAUUCAAUACGUGUUAUUAUCUAUGAUAUCUUUAAUCACACAAAAAACAACAAACAAAUAUUCAAAUCUAAAUUUUCAUGAUAUUAUAAAGAUAAAAUCAUAGAAUAAUUUUUAAUUCAUAUACUGUAGUAUAUUCGACCAGUUACUUAAUUUAUCAUAAUCAAAACUAUAAAUAUUGACCAAUCAGAAGUUUCUAUACCAUAACCAGCAAAUCUUUACUUAAAUCUGAUUGGCUAUGAGCUGUUAAACCUAUGCAAACUGGAAACUAU
Messenger RNA from Lottia gigantea (owl limpet), 979 nucleotides. RefSeq lists its product as hypothetical. The transcript is spliced from 4 exons. Bases 108 to 707 code for a protein of 199 amino acids. The record is from RefSeq and is a predicted model, not a curated record. NCBI's taxonomy places the organism in Eukaryota, Metazoa, Mollusca, Gastropoda, Lottiidae. Gene Ontology annotation, molecular function: calcium ion binding.